Tachysurus fulvidraco (yellow catfish) is the source of this 5261-nucleotide messenger RNA. It is a transcript of the gene tenm1, whose product is annotated as teneurin transmembrane protein 1. Gene Ontology annotation, cellular component: neuron projection. Gene Ontology annotation, molecular function: protein homodimerization activity; protein heterodimerization activity; cell adhesion molecule binding. The transcript has 8 exons. Gene Ontology annotation, biological process: neuron development; heterophilic cell-cell adhesion. The coding region runs from base 1 to 3312 and encodes 1103 amino acids. Lineage: Eukaryota; Metazoa; Chordata; Actinopteri; Siluriformes; Bagridae. The record is from RefSeq and is a predicted model, not a curated record.
AUGAGUCUGAGGUUUGCAGUCUACGUCGUGUGGAACUACAGCGAAGCUUCGGAAAAUCGCCUGAAGACCAAGUACGACAUCGACGGUCACCUGAUCAACGUGACCCUGCCGACAGGAGAGGUCAGUGGUUACCAUGGCACUAUGGAGAAGUCAGUCAGGGUGGAGUGUACUUCAAACCGAGGGCACUUCAUGACCAUCACUAACCACUCGCAGGACAGCACGGCGUACACUCUGCGACAAGGUCAUGCGACGAGUGUGUACCGCGUGAGUGGAGACGGGUCUCUGUCUGCAACAUACUCCAGUGGAAUGGACGUCACCCUGAGCACAGAGCCCAACAUGGGGGUGGGGCCGUUGCCAGGGCUGUUGCCAGGGGCAAUCCACCCCACAGUGGGCAGGUGCAACAUCACGCUGCCGGGAGAACAGAGCUCGAGUCUUAUCGAGUGGAGGCAGAGACGAGAGCAGAGCCGAGGGAACUACAGCGUGUAUGAACGCAGGCUCCGGGCUCAUAAUAGGAACGUUCUCUCUAUCGACUACAACCAGGUGACUCGUGUGGGAAAGAUCUACGACGAUCAUCGCAAGUUCACGCUGCGAGUUCAGUACGACGAGCUCGGCCUCCCUGUGGUCUGGACUCCCAGUAAAUACAGCGAGGUGAAAGUGAGCUACACCUCCACGGGGCUUGUCUCCAUCAUCCAGAGAGGGAACUGGAGCGAACGCAGGGACUACGACAACGGCAGGCUCGUCAGCCGCACCUGGGCCAACGGCAUCACCUGGAGCUACACCUUCAUGGACAAGUCCAUCCAGCUGUUGCUCCAGAGUCAGCGUCGCUACACGUUCGAGUUUGAUCAGAUGGACCACCUCCUCUCUGUCACUCUGCCCAGCAUGGUUAAACAUGGGCUGCAGACCGCACUCUCCAUCGGCUACUACCGCAACACCUACACGCCCCCCGAUGGCUCCUCCCACUCCGUCGUUCAAGACCAUGCUCAUGACGGACGCCUCCUGCAGACGCUGUAUCUCGGCUCAGGCAGACGCGUCGUGUACAGAUACGGCCGAGCGCUGCGGCUCAGCGAGGUCCUUUACGACUCCACAGUCGUUAGCUUCACCUACGACGAGGCCACGGGGGCUUUAAAGACCAUCCACCUGAUGCAGGAAGGCUUCGUGUGUACGAUACGAUACAGGCAGAUGGGUCCGCUGGUGGGACGGCAGAUCUACCGCUUCAGUGAGGAGGGUUUGGUGAAUGCGCGCUUCGACUACAGCUACAACAACUUCCGUGUCACUAGCAUGCAGGCUAUGAUCAACGAAACGCCGCUGCCCAUCGACCUGUACCGCUAUGUGGACGUGUCAGGACGUAUUGAGCAGUUCGGUAAGUUCAGCGUGAUCAGCUACGAUCUGAACCAAGUGAUUACCACACACGCCAUGAAGCACACCAAGAUCUACAACGCUAACGGACAGCUCAUCGAGGUCCAGUACGAGAUCCUAAAAUCUAUAGCCUUCUGGAUGACGCUGCAGUACGACGGAGCGGGACGUGUUAGUGCAUGUGAUGUCCGCGUGGGCGUCGAUGCUAACGUUACACGCCAUGCUUACCGCUAUGACCCAGACAGCCAGCUGGCAUCGGUUUCGGUUGACGAUCGUCCCAUGUGGCGUUAUGGCUAUGACCUGAACGGAAACAUUAACCUGCUGAGUCACGGCGACGUUAACGUUAAUGGACGGCUAACACCGAUACGCUACGAUCUAAGAGACAGCAUCACACGUCUUGGAGAUGUCCAGUACCGCAUAGACGAAGACGGAUUCCUGCGCUCACGUGGUAAUCUUGUGUUCCAUUACAGUGCUAAUGGCCAGCUGCAGGGGGCACUAGAGCGACAAACAAGCCGCCGUGUUUCGUAUCGAUACGAUGGACUCGGAAGACGCGUUUUUACCCAAACAAGCGACGGGACACGGAUUCAGUUCUUCUAUGCCGAUCUGACAGAACCGACGCGCGUCACGCAUCUGUACGAUCACAGCGCUUCCGAGAUCACGUCACUUUACUACGACCUCCAGGGUCACCUGAUUGCUAUGGAGAUGAGUAGCGGUGAGGAGUUUUACGUGGCGUGCGAUGUGGCAGGGACGCCGCUUGCUAUUUUCAGCAGCCGUGGCACUGUAGUCAAAGAGAUCCGAUACACGCCCUACGGCGACGUCUACCUCGACUCGAACCCAGCCUUCACUUUGCCCUUCGGGUUCCACGGAGGGCUGUAUGACCCCCUUACCCGGCUCGUUCACAUCGGCCGCCGUGACUACGACACGGUCGCAGGGAGAUGGACCACGCCCAAUCAUGACCUGUGGGCAGAGAUGAGUGAAGAUCCCAAACCCUUCAACCUAUACACGUUCAAGAACAACAACCCAUUAGGCAGCGUGCAAGAUGUCACCAAGUUCACAACAGAUGUUAGCAGCUGGUUGCAGUUGUUUGGCUUCCAGCUCCAUAACGUUGUUCCUGGCUUUCCCACGCUGCCCGUAGAGAAAACCCAACACACGUACGAGAUGAUGAACACGCAGGCACGAACACACAGCUGGGAACCAAGCAAGGUCACCCUGGGGGUCCAGUGCGAGCUUCAGAAGCGUCUACAGAGCUUCAUCUCUUUAGACCGCCUCCCCAUGAGCUCAGCAAACGGGAAGCCGGGAAGCAGACAUAAGCUCCGCCCACGCUUCUCUGCCCUCUCCUCCAUCUUUGGUAAAGGUGUGAAGUUUGCUAUCCAUGAAGGCGUAGUUGCAACAGAAAUCGUGGGAGUGGCUAGCGAGGACGGUCGUCGCGUGGCCUCACUCCUGAAAGGCGCCGUCUACUUGAGUGAUCUCCACUUCACCGUCACCGGACGUGACACACACUACUUCUGCAAGGCCAGCUCACUGGAGGCGGACCUCGCCGUGGUCGGAGUCGGGGGCGGAGCCAGAGUGCUGGAGAAUGGUGUCAACGUGUCGGUUUCGCAAAUGAGUGCAGUGAUGGGUGGAGAAACCCGCCGAUUUGCAGAAAUCGUCCUCCAGCAGGGGGCGUUGAGUCUGCAUGUGCGCUACGGAGCAACACCGGACGAGGAACGCGUGCGAGUGAUCGAGUCUGCACGAGCCAGGGCUGUGCAGGGGGCGUGGCUAAUGGAGCAGAGGCGGGUGCGAGACGGAGAAGGCGGAGUCAAAGCGUGGACGGAGAAAGAGAAAGAGGAGCUUCUUACUGAGGGUCGUGUCACGGGUUACGACGGAUUUUACAUCCUGCCCGUGGAACAGCAUCCGGAACUGGCCGAUAGUCCGUUUAAUGUACAGCUGAUUAGACAGACUGAUGCCGGGCGUAGGUAACACACACACUCACACACAUGCUCGCACAUGGAAACACACACACACACACACACACACACACACACACACACACACACACAAAACAGUUCUCAGCUUAGUUUCCAGGAUGUUGCCAAGACAAAAUCAUGACAGACUUCUUUGACUCUGGAAUGUGCUACAAUGAUGUUGUAUCAUUACGUUAUUUAAGGAAGUGCCCUGUUUGCAAGCUUUACAUCUAUUCUUUUUGUCUUAAUGUUUAAAUUGUGACGCACAAAGCCUUCCGUUUCGACCCUAAAGGCCUCCGCUUUCGUUAUUCUCUGUGGUUAAAAAAAAAAAGACAAGACGACGGCCCUUGUGAAUAUUCAGAAUAUCCUGCAGUCUUUUUAUAGAAAAAACUCCAGCGAGUGACGAGUGCUACUUUACAUACAGACGAGCUCCGAGGAUGAAACGCUGAACAGACGACUAAAACUUCAGCUUGCGAUUCUUCAGUAAACCAGAAAAUUCUCCACCAUAAACGUUGUCUUUCAGCUUUCUCGGACUCGGACACUUUGUACGGAGCCUCGCGAUGGACACCUCGGAUCGGAAACGUCACAUAUCGCUCGUUCUGUGUGGCCUGAUGGCAUUCUCUUACUCCUGUGGCCUUCUAGAAGCUCCUGUUUAAGAGGCCUUCUGCAAUCUUCUGUUUCAACAGCUUACUGUAUGCGGUGUGCCGUUCUGGGAUCUACUGUACAGAAAGGAACGACAGAAUCAGCCGUUUGCAUCGUAAUCCAGAAUGAUUUCUGUUUUUAUUAUUAUUAUUAUUUAUUUUAUUUUUUUUUAAUUAAGAAGUCCGAUGUUUAAUCGUAUUCCAGAAUGUGUUAUUAUUAUUUUUUUUUAUGCCAUUCCACAAGUUUCUGUUUGUGUGGUAUUCCGGAAUCUACUCUUUAAACGGCGUUCCAAAACCACGUUGUUUUUUUUUUUUUUUUUUUUUUUUUUUUAAUAUAUAUAUAAUUUGGUUUUAUUAUUCCGUUUCAUUGGAACUCGAAAAUCGUUUGAAAUCGUCUGCUUAGGUGUGGCUUUUCAAAACAAUCAACUUUAGUAGCAUUCAAAAGCCUUCAGUAUAAAUGCCAUUCGGGAAUUUUCUAGUUAACCGCCACAUCCGGAAUUUCUCUAAUGUCCCUUUUCGGAUUUAUGUUCCUUAAUUUGAAAAAGAAUCCCGGCGUGAUCUCUUGCUAACGUCCUUCCGUAACGUUGAAGUGGCAUUCUGGGAAUCUUUGCUUCAAUGGCAUUCCGAUAUAUAUUCUGUUAAAAUACUACAAAGGAAUCUAGCGCUUUGUCGGCAGUAAACGGAAUUUUAAAAUGUUCUUUUGUAAGCGGAAUUUCCGAACCUCCUUCAUGGACGGGAACGACGGAAUCUCUCGUUCCGUUCGUAUUCCGUAACUCGUGUGUUUAAAAAACGAGAUUUCUGGAAUCCUGCCUUUAAAGGGAAUUCCGGAAUCAUCUGCUUCAAUCGGCAUUCUGGAAUCUUCUUUUUUUGGACGUCAUGCCAGGACGGUUAGUUUAAACGGCAUGCUGAGUGUGUUUCCUGACUCUGAUCGUGUGCCUAAAACGUCUUGCGCUUUUCCACCACAAAAGAUCCGGUUCUCAGCCGGCAAACUUGCUUCGGUUCCGACGACAGCAAAAGCUACAGAACUGGAGCUGACGAACAAAUGUCAUCACAUGCAAAGGGGGAGGGGUCAUUUUGCUGCCAUGACAACUAUUCAAAAGAAAGCAACCCACCUUGAUGGCAGGACCGGGCUAAGAAACGUGCAGACAGGAACAUUCUGGGGACUCGUGGGAUCGGUAGCACGGCGGCCGUGAGUCUGCAGGUCCACGGGAGAAACGCUCGACAAACAGACUGAACACGACUGAAUAUUUCACCAUCGUUGCUAUUGCUAACAAGACUUCGUUUGAGCAGCUAUACGUUCAAAAUAAAAACAAUCACGUGUUGA